GCGAAAUUGUAGAAAAAAAGUUGAUAUUUUUUCAAGAAAAACUGCUAAUUUCUCCUUUUGUGAGGAUAUCCUCGUCAGUUAGACAAGCUCUUGAUCAAGUUCAUAAAUGUUGCAUUAGAAAUUGACUCGGAAUAAUGAUGGACAAUGGCUAAUUGUGUCGUCUGCCAUGGUCCGUUGUAAGAUCAAAGAAAAUAACAUUACAACUGCAGUAAAAUGGCUCAGCAUCCUGACUGGUUAGAAGGGUGCGGUUCAAGCAGAUAUGGAAGCCAAGUUGAUUGUGACAAUGAUGUUUUGAAUUUGGUCAAGGCGGAGGGAGCAUCAAGUGCUUCUAAACCUUCAUAUUCAACUGAUGACUUUACAGCUUUAUCUAAAUCCUUGGCUGAAGCAACUUCUUAUUAUUCCCAGCAUCAGGAUGUGUACCCAGGAUAUUAUUCUAUGCCUAGUUCUGAUAUCAGAGGUGUCCCGGGUCCGUCUUCACCAGCAGCCCUGGGAGUCGAUAAACCUAGUCACACAGAUAGUGACCACAGCAGCCAGGAAGCUUACAUGCAUCGCCAAAUGCUUGAUGAACAAAGCUUUAUGGAGCCUCAAUUUUCAUCACCAUACCAUCUGUUACCAUUCCAGCACCAGCCAGGAAAUAUAAACGACACUCGUCACAAUGUUUACAAUUACCGGGACAAUCAUGUAACCAAUCAUGUAACCAUGGUAACAGGCGCUGCCAAUUUGACUGCGGAUUCAUACCAGAAUCUGCAGUCAAACAGGAAAAGGGACAGUAUUGCUGGGAAUGAGAGCUCCUGUGAUGGUACUGCCUUGUCAUCCCUUAUAAAACAAGAACUGCAUGAUAGCCAGAACUGCAGGAAACAUCCUGCGCCCCUGACUGGGAUUAAGAGGGAGUACGAGGAUGACUCUGUUAUGAAUGAUCAUGGCAUUGCGAUGAAAUGGGCAGCAGCUUUCGGUCAUCAUGAGAUGUACCAAAGAGAUUAUCCUGGUAACGCCGCAGUUAGUCCAUAUAGUCAUCAAGAAAGCUACCAAGCAUAUGGCAUCCCUCAGGCGCACCAAGGCCAGUGGUCUCAGCACCAACACCAGUGGGAACAUCAACAAGUGCCUUACCCUGAUCAAAAGUCUGUGUCACCUCAACGCAAAUACAAGAAACGGACUAACACUAUUGAUCCAAAUGCAGAGCGUAUCCGUCAAGAGAAUAUGAUGAUUGAGAAGUAUGUUCGAACGUUUGAUUCGGUGGGUUCAAUUUCGGACACCUUCCUCCAUAUUGAGAAUCAGUUAAAUGUUGUUCUUGAUCAGAUUCAGUUUGUCGAACCUGUUACCCAUACGUAUAACCCCACGCGCUACGCGCACGAACCUCAUGAGGAUUAUGUCCGGAAGUACUGCAACUCGAGGAAGGAGAUACUGUUCAUUGGAAUGAAUCCAGGACCAUUCGGGAUGGCACAGAAUGGGGUGCCAUUCGGUGAAAUCAAUCUUGUGAAAGACUGGCUUAAAGUCGAAGGACGGGUUGAAAAACCAGCGAAAGAGCAUCCACAGCGGCCUAUCUUGGGGUUUGACUGUACCAGGAGUGAGGUGAGCGGGUCCAGAUUCUGGGGAAUGUUCCGACGAAUCUGUGGCACUGCCGACGAGUUCUUCCGGCACAGUUUCGUGCACAACUACUGCCCUCUUGCCCUCAUGUCAAAGACGGGAAAGAAUAUCACACCGCCACAACUCGCAAAGGCCCACGCAGGAAUUCUCACCGAGUCAUGUGAUCAGGCACUCUGCGAUGUCGUCAAACUCCUUGGCGUCCGUGUCUUAAUUGGAAUCGGGAAAUAUGCGCAGGAACGCGCACGGUUGGCGUUAAGAACUUACGAACCCGACCUGCAGGUUGACGUUCAGACUUUGUUGCAUCCCAGUCCCAUUAACCCAUCGGCAAACAAGGGAUGGGAGCCAGUCGCUGAGAAGCAGCUUCAGGACAUGGGGGUGUAUCACAUGAUUGCGUCAGACAAUCGGGCGACUGACAAUCAGGUGACGUUCACUGAGCUAUCGGAUCGGCCAUCCUCGGGCACUGCGGUGGACAACCAUGUGGGAGCACAUGACGAUCAUGUUUCGUUAGACCAACAUGAUACGCAGAAGUCUUCAACUGGUUUGCCAUUUUUUGCCGGGCGACCGACUGAAGUGUGUAAAUCACCUUUUGAUGAUGCAUGAUAUAAUAGGUUUUCAUUCUUAUUCAAAGAUUUUACAAAAUAGUCUUACACUUAUGAUGGUUAUUCUGUGUUUGUUUAUUUUUGUUUUGUUUUUGUGUCAUUUUGAUCAACUUGAUCAUAAAAAAGUGACAUUAAUGCACCUUGCACCUAGAUCUUGAGGAUCAUCUCAAAACUGCUUGAUGUCAUGAAAGACAUCGGCCUUUUUUCCUCGUACAGAGGGGAAGAGGGUUCAGAGAGAAAUUUCAUCUCUCAUGGCAUCAAGCUACUUUGAGGUGAUCCUUUGUUGACAUUUGAGUUUGGGACUCAAUAAGGUUUAUGUUAAGUGCUGAGAUUUUAUGCUUACAAAUAUGUAACAUAAACUAAGCUUUUAUCUUUUUAUAGAGUUUUAUACAGAUAUCUAUGUAUACCCUUCUUUAUGUGCAUUUUCUUUUGACUGA
Messenger RNA from Lineus longissimus, 2620 nucleotides. RefSeq lists its product as uncharacterized. NCBI's taxonomy places the organism in Eukaryota, Metazoa, Nemertea, Pilidiophora, Heteronemertea, Lineidae. The record is from RefSeq and is a predicted model, not a curated record. Bases 214 to 2184 code for a protein of 656 amino acids. Gene Ontology annotation, biological process: base-excision repair. Gene Ontology annotation, molecular function: oxidized pyrimidine nucleobase lesion DNA N-glycosylase activity; single-strand selective uracil DNA N-glycosylase activity. The transcript is spliced from 4 exons.